This is a messenger RNA of Malania oleifera, 1491 nucleotides long. Its product is annotated as trans-resveratrol di-O-methyltransferase-like. The record is from RefSeq and is a predicted model, not a curated record. Lineage: Eukaryota; Viridiplantae; Streptophyta; Magnoliopsida; Santalales; Ximeniaceae. The coding region runs from base 50 to 1234 and encodes 394 amino acids. Gene Ontology annotation, biological process: methylation. The transcript is spliced from 2 exons. Gene Ontology annotation, molecular function: protein dimerization activity; O-methyltransferase activity; S-adenosylmethionine-dependent methyltransferase activity.
GUACAAACCAGUUAGGAUCGAUUAACAAUAUCUUCCAUCAUCAUCAUAUAUGGAGUUCGCCAAAGGGGAUCUUCAUAAUGAGCGAGCCAGUACUACUGAUGACCAUGAGGAUCUCCUCAAGUCUCAAGCUCACAUAUGGAACCACAUCUUCAACUUCAUAAACUCCAUGUCCCUCAAGUGUGCCAUCCAGCUGGGCAUCCCCGACGCCAUCCACCGCCACGGCGGCGGGCCCAUGGCCCUCCACCAGCUGGUGAUGGAGCUGCGCGUCCCCCCCGCCAGAGCCCCCGACCUCGCCCGUCUCAUGCGCCUCCUCGUCCACUCGAGCUUCUUCGCCUCCGCCAAAUGUAGAAUCAACGGCCACGAAGAAGAAGAAGAAGAAGAAGGCUACGUCCUCACGGCUGCCUCCCGCCUCCUCCUCAAGGACGACCCCAUGAGCGUGACGCCCCUUGUGCUGGCCAUGCUGGACCCCGUGCUGACGGAGCCCUGGCAUAUGCUUGCCGCUUGGUUCCAAAACGACGUCCCUUCGCCGUUUCAGGAGGCACACGGGAAGCCCUUUUGGGAAUACGGGAAGAUGAGCGGAGGGGGACUGAAUAAGCUGUUUAAUGAAGCGAUGGCCUCUGACACCCGGCUGGUAGGGAGGGUGGUGGUGAGCGAGUGCCGGGGAGUGUUCGAGGGGAUGAAGUCGGUGGUGGACGUGGCCGGGGGCACGGGGGCUUUGGCUAUGGCCAUCGCGCGGGCGUUCCCGGCGGUGAGGUGCACGGUGCUUGACCAGCCGCACGUGGUUGAGGGCUUGCAAGCGCAGCAGCAACAGUGGUGUGAGAAUUUGCAUUUUCUUGGAGGAGACAUGUUUGAGGCUAUUCCACCCGCGGAUGCUGUAUUACUUAAGUGGAUAUUGCAUGAUUGGAACGAUGACGAGAGCGUGAAAAUAUUGAAGCGAUGCAAAGAGGCCAUUCCCAGUAAAGAAAAGGGAGGGAAGGUGAUAAUAAUCGACAUGAUAUUAAUAGAUCAGAGCCAGCAGAAAGGAAGAUUAUCUUCAUCAAACGAUGAUAAUGAUGAUGAGCAGUCUCAGUCUGUGGAAACCCAACUGUUCUUUGAUAUGGUGGUGAUGGCUUUGUACCCUGGGAAAGAGCGGACUGAGAAAGAAUGGGCAAAGCUCUUCUGCGAUGCUGGCUUUAGUGACUACAAGAUAACCCCCGUCUUGGGUUUAAGAUCUCUCAUUGAGGUUUAUCCCUAACUGGCAGCCACACCAAUCAGUUGUUUCCGUUGAUAUUGGAGAUCGGUGACCACCAACUCUUCACCAACUUCAACCCAUCAUUGUUGAUUAUAAUCUUCACUUAUCGCCAGAUGCUUUACUAUAAAUAAAUGUGUGUGUAUGUGUGUAAUGUAAUGUGUGGUAUAAAGAGACAUUCAUAAGUGAGAAGAAGUGUUUGUGUAUUUUGAAUUUCUCUGUAAUUUUUAAGAUUGAAAUCAAUUGAGUGUUUAUUAUGCAAA